CUUUCUCCCUUCCCCUCCCUUUCCCCCCUCCUUUUCCCCUUUUCCCUAUUUCCCCCUUUCUCCCAUUUUCCCCUUUCCCCCUCUUUUUCCCUCUUUCCUCCUUUUCUCCCUCCUUCCACUCUUUUCCCCUUCCUUUAUCCCUUACCCCCCUCCUUUAUCCCCUUCCAUCCUUUUCCCUUUCCCCCCAUUUUUUUCCCCUUUCCCUCUUUCCCUUUUUACAUUAUUUCUCCACCGCCUCAACCUCCCUCACCGCCCAGUUCUCUGCCUCCUCCCGCACCCCCCCCCCCCCCUCCCUACCUCCCCUUUUUCAUAACUCGGCCAGGAGCGAUCUGGAGGGGGGGGGCCGAGGAGCCAAGCAAACCUGUAGCGGCGGAGCCAGCUGGUGGAGAGGGAGAAGAUGCCAUUCCACCAUGUAACAGCUGGCUUGUUGUACAAAGGCAACUACCUGAACCGAUCGCUCUCCGCUGGCAGCGACAGCGAGCAGCUCGCCAACAUCUCCGUGGAGGAACUGGAUGAAAUCCGUGAAGCUUUCCGGGUGCUGGACAGGGAUGGGAAUGGCUUUAUCUCCAAGCAGGAGCUGGGCAUGGCCAUGCGCUCGUUGGGGUACAUGCCCAGUGAGGUGGAGCUGGCAAUCAUCAUGCAACGCCUGGACAUGGAUGGGGAUGGCCAGGUUGAUUUUGAUGAAUUUAUGACUAUUCUGGGACCUAAGCUGGUAUCGUCGGAAGGCAGAGAUGGCUUUCUGGGAAACACAAUAGACAGCAUAUUCUGGCAGUUCGACAUGCAGAGGAUAACGCUAGAAGAGCUGAAGCACAUCCUGUACCAUGCCUUCCGGGACCACCUAACGAUGAAGGACAUCGAGAACAUCAUUAUCAACGAGGAGGAGAGUUUAAACGAAAACUCCGGCAAUUGCCAAACAGAGUUUGAAGUGCACGCCCAGAAGCAGAACAGACAGACCUGCGUCCGGAAGAGCCUUAUCUGCGCAUUUGCCAUGGCCUUUAUUAUAAGCGUGAUGCUGAUUGCGGCCAACCAGAUCCUGCGGAGCGGCAUGGAGUAGCCUCUCACCAUGACACUGUGACCCAAACUGACCAUGCAUGCGCAUGCCACCGGGUGAGCUUCCCCCGAACCGACUCUCACACGGCAAAGAGACAGAGGCGGGCAGAUAACGCACCAUUCGACAAGGAGCCUGGGGCCAGCAGCGUAACGUGUCUUGUGAAUCAACCACAUCCUUUUGGCAGGGACAUAAAAGGGCUGUCUUAACGCUUUAAAGGUUUUUUGUUUCCUAAUGCAAUAAAAAUAAAAAAAUAAACAUACGGAAGUCCCGAAUUAUUGCUUCAGAACAGCAACGGUAACUUGGAAGACGCUUUCAUCCAGCAGUCUGCUUUGCAGUUGUAAGGAGGCACAGCCCUGUGACUCGCUGCAGCGGGGCUGUCUUUUAACCUAGGGGCCGACUGACUGUGCCGCAUAGCUCCCCGUCAGGCCCACCUUCCCAGGAAGUUGAUCGUAGCAUCGCCACAAGCAAGUCCUGUUCGUUUUGUUUCACGUACUUUGGCUUCACGUUGUUUUUCCCUUAUGACCAUGCCUUUGAGUUUACGGCAUUAGAGGGGAGCUAGAGCAUCCUUGUACAGUAUUUUCGGAGUAAAGAAGAGGAGAAUUUGCCAGCAUCAUACAGAAUUUCUAUUUUUGCUUCACUAACGUCGCCUUUGACACAAGACUGUGGGGUAGCAGGAGUCUGUUUGCCAUUUUUUCCCACCGAGAAUCAGGGCUUAAGAACCACCACCCACUUCCCCACAUGGGCAUUCCUGAGAUUUGUGCAGUCUUCCAGCCAGCUCUGCAACCACCAGCGCCAGUUGAAAAUCCCUCUGUUUGGUGCCAUCUGCAUAUUCAACGUUUUCUUUCCAGUAGUUUUGCCCUUCUGCUGUAACAGUCUUCAAUAACCUUAUUGAGACCAAAACCACUGAGAAAGCUCUGAGCUUUUCUCCCUGCUCUUUGACUGCCCAAUUUUUACUUAAUUCAUUGUUGCAAUCACAGUGAAACCUCUGCAUCCAACACCUACUCAUGGAAGAGGUUACAUUUUCACCUCUAUGGUGAGGUGAUUUGACCAGCAAGUCACUCCAUCCCUCACGGUCCCACCGUCAUCACCACUGCAUAUCCCACGGACAGGCUGAAAGAAGGUGAUCAGAAAAUCAGGCUGCUGCAAGAAAAGAAGGAAUCAAACUCGAGCAUACCGCCAUAUGUUCCGUAGUGUGUCAGACUUUCAGAUCCCACAAGUGUUAGUUAUUUUUCCUGGAAGAGAUUUUAAUGAGCAGCAAGGAGAGGAUGGAAUGAUGCAGACCAGAGGCACAACGUGUCCCAUGGAGCCAGGAUUACAUCUGAAAGCAUUUCUGCUUUUAAACCCUACACAAAUCUUUGCAUUUACCUUCAGAUGAACUGUACACCCGUGUAUUACUCCAGGAGGGAUCUGGUUCCCUUGCCCUGAUGGGUGAUGGCUGCAUUUGGUGCACAGGGAGCAUUGGUGCGGGGUUGGAGCGGCAGUGAUUUCUGCUGCCAGCUGGACGAGCUCCAGAAACAUGAUGGAACAGCGAGAUCUCGCUCCUGUGAAUGUAGAGGACUGUUUCCUGUGUCUUGAGAAGGGGCAGGAUGGCUCCCAAAGGGAAUGUGGACCGUGAGCUUCACUUGUCCUACAUGGUGGCCAUUGUCUCAAGCCUGGAUCCAUCCCAAAGACUCAUUUCUGCUCUUUGUUCUUGGUUGCGAGUUCAUUUAACCUGUAUUUUUCUAGUAACCUGAUGUGAAAAUGUACUUCCCAUUUUUCUGUCUCCCACUUCCCCUUAGAUCUCAUGUAUCUGUUUAGGAUUUUGCCUUUAGGCGCGUGUUGCUAUUUAUCACCUUCACAACGCUGCUGUUUUCUUGGUGCCCCCCUCCAUCUCCAAAGAUGACAGCUGUCAUUUCCAAGGCAGCUGAGUCGUUUUUCUGCCUUUCACAAACACACAUUCCUGUAUUUCUGUUCUGCUGUGACUAAUAGAGGUCAGCUACAAAAUACUGUGCAGAAAUUGUUACAUCUCACAGAAGAUGGAGGGAUUUGUGUUUGCUGUAGGGCAGGACCAGACUUCAAAUCAACAGCAGAAAAUGAUAGGCAAGCUCUGAGUGCAGGAUUCACACUGAUGGGGAACUCAGGGUUGCUCCCAAAGCUUGCUAUGUUGGACGUUGCAAAAAAGGAUCUUGGAGGUCCUUUUGAGGGGAUGGUCAUCCAUGUUUUCAGGUCUCAGUGGCGUAUUAAAGGUGGGAACAGCAAAAAAGAAGUCCAAACAUUGCCACUGAGUGGUACUUACUACCUUUUUUUUUCUUUCUUUUUUGGUGUUUAUUUUUUGUUUGUUUGUUUUCCUCUGAGACAGUGCUGGAGUGAACGUGGGAAGCAGAGCAGAUGGAGCUGGAGCUGAGGUGGGCACCAACCCACCAGCCCCUCUCAACUCAGCAGCUCCAAAGAAAACACGUAGAGCAGGCAUUUCUCCACAUUCUUCUCACUCAUCCGACAGCUAACACCAGGCAGACUCCAAUUAUAACAGCUACCUUACAGACAAGAUAAUCUUUUCCAUUCCUUCAAGAUUUCUGGAAGGCUCUGUAAUUUCUACACGCAUGUUUCAUGAAAACUUUUGUAAAUACAGUCAUUGUUCAGCACAGUUCUUCACCUUGAACAUCCAUUUGUAAAACCAAACCUAUAAUUAAUAUAUUGGUAAAAGCCAUAGCCUGGGGUCAGUAGAGUUCAUUGCAAAACUCCCCACUGAUUUUACUGGGUACGGGAUUUGGGGAUUUUUAGUUUUACUUUUUUUCUGUGGGGAACCCAAUGUAUCCACUAUGAAUGAGUGCCAUGUCUUUGCAGAGGUCUCCUUUUCCUUCCUAGACCAGCCUUUCUUCAUCUAAAGCAUCCUGAAGCUAUUCCUUCUUUCAUUAGUCGGGCUCAUCAAGUAGCUAGUGGCAAUGUAGGAUGCAUCAGGCCACACCAUUUCAACCCUUCCUCUCCCAAGCAACUUCCAGUGACGCUUUCCCAUCCUUCCUAGCCAGCAGCACUGAACCUUUUUCUCCUACUUAUCUCCCUGGUUCCGUUUAUAUAACAUCCAUUUAUCUUUUUUUUUUUUCUUUUUCCUCCUUCAUAAGAGGGGGGGAAAAAGGACUUUUUAUUGCUUUUACAGACAGUAGGUAAAAAUAGAGCGAUAAAAUUUUGAUUGGAACCUGAUGGCAAAGGUUUAGGAGGAAGAAAGUAAAAGAAUAAAGAAAUAAAAAUAAAAAACCCACAUCCCCUACUUAAAAAAAAAAAAGAAGAAGAAGAAGAAAGGAAAAAAAAAACUAUUUAAGUGCUAAUUAACAUACUUUAAAAAAUACCCAGACUGCAGCAGCGCUAGGUAGAGCUGUCAGAAAAAGCACUAAACUUAUGCUCUUGCCAGUUACAUGAGAAUUUAAGUGUCUUUUCAGCACUGCAAUUCUGUAUGAAAAGGAUAUUGCUAUGGCAACCCUCACUGUUCGUGACAUGUGUGCCACAAAGUCGGAGCAACACGCAGCAAUUGCAGAUGCACUCCCAGCCAAGCCAAGGCUGGACAAAGGACUCCCAACAGCCCAGGACAGCCUUUCAGCUCAAAGAUGAGCAAAUUAUCAACAAACUCUGAGCACCCCAAAGGCAACUCUGUUGGCUUAGCCGUAAAAAAAUAAAAAUGAAUAAAAGGUGUGUAAUUAAACAGAUUGGCAUGCAGGGAAUGAUUUGAAGUGGCUGUGAUUGUUCUAGCUUGAGAGAGGCUUUGAUUUGGUUUGGCUUGGGAGCAAAUGAAAUUAAGGCAGUGUAAGCAUUGCUCAACACAAGCUGUCCUGUGCUUGUUGGGCAGGUCCUCCAUGAAGGGACCAAUCCCCAGUGGGUGGAACGUGGCUUAUUGCUUCUGCCCAGCACAGCGCUUCUUUGCGGUUAGCCAUUUGUGGCUUUGAAGGCGACACGAGGCAUCUGCUUCUGGAGAAGUUAAUGAGGAAAAAAUCAUUAUUUUUCCCACUUCACAAAUGUGCCUGUGACUGUUUUGGGCACCCCAUGCUGAUGGGCUCACAAACUCCUCAGGCCAAGGAGCAGAAGGGGUGGGAGGUGGGAGACCUGACUGCUCGCACUGCACCCAGGGAAGUUAGAGCUGAAUGUUAGGGCAUCGUGUGCCCAGAGGUUUCAUACAUGAUGAUUGGUGUUUGUUGGGAGCUCACUUUGGAUAUGAUUAACCAGUAGGGCUGGAUGCUAGUAGCUUCACAACAGAGAUUUCCAUCAGCUCUGUGAUAGAAUAGAUACGUACAUAUGUGCUGCUUUAAGCUGAGACCAAGUAAAUGAGGAGGUCUUUUGGUCCUUCCCCCAUAAGACAUAGAAUAGUGGGGAAGUGAAUCAAGAACAGAAAAAAAGCAUUCCUAACAGUGCUACUUGAGAUGGAUGAAGUCUUUUUGACAGAUUUGGAUGAGCAAAGUACCUACUGGCAAGCACUUUAUUCUAUGGAAAGAACACUUAUCUUUCUACCUGCUGCAAAAGACCAAAACAUCUCCUGGGACACUCCAAGGCCAUCCAAGGUUUAGUGCUGGCUUUGCUUGGGAUGACACAAUGCUUUGUGAGGUGCCCGGUACACAGAAACUUUUUCCAUGAAAGACUCUCUUAUCCUGCACGUAGCACACACGUGCACAAGCAAAUAGCUCUGCCAAGGGCUGUCAUCACACAAAAGCAAGAGGUUCACAGUCCCGAGUCAGACUUAGAUCUGCAAAGAGAGAAGCAGUAGGAGGAAUAUAUUAAGAUCACUAAGAAUGAAGUUCCCUAUUUUACCCACCCGUGUAAUAAAUUAUUUAGUUUCUGCUUUAUGGAUGACUGUUUGAAAGAAGAAAAACCAACUCUUCUAAAAUGAGAAUCUGAUAAAGUAUCUUUUAUCUUGGCUCUGAAUCAUGCUUACAUUCCAUAGAUGAAGAUGUACAGAACUUGCUGAUUUUCAAUCUAUUAUUUUACUGUAUCGAGUUCUGACAGUGCAAUUACAUUUCCUUGGCAUCACUUAGAACCUAUUACUUUCCCAGGAACUAAGGAAUUUAAUACAGAAAAAGAAAAGACUCAAAACACUUUAAUCUUUCUGUAUUGUUGGUUGCUAUCAAGAACAAAUCUUGCUUAUCUCCAGUUCAAGUAGGAUGAUUUAGGCAGCUCUACAAAAUGCAGAGCUUCACCAAAAGCAAGAUGGACAGAAAAUCUCACAACAACACUUUAAUUGGAAGGAUACUUUGCUACUAUCUCUCCAGUGGCACAAGUCUGAAAACUGUCUCAAUUUGAUAUCUUCACUAGUAAGGAAUUUCAGCCCUAAAAAGGAGGAAAAGAGAGGAAAAAGGAAAAAUAUAUAUAUAUAUCCUUUGAAUCUAACGAUCAGCUCUUGACAAUCUGAUGAUGAAAAUACCUUAGGAUUUGUAUUUUCUGUCAAGACAGACCAAAAUAACUUUGUAGCCUUGAAGAGCAUUAUUAAAUGAAACUUCCAUUUUCCAUCCAGUUAUACAGCUGCUCAUGGCCAGUCUUUGCCAGCAUCACAAAUAAGCAUCUUCAACCUUUGCUCAUUGUACAGUGUGUUAGGUGAGCUCCAAACUGCAACUUUCCAUUACCAGCUGGUCUUCUAUCUUCACUGGCCAGCAAGUAGACAUUUGGCUGUCCCAUUUGAAGCUGUUGAGCUAGCUACCCUCUGGUCUUGCCAGCACUUAGGCAUGUCUUGUCUGUCCUGUGAGCAGUCCCACCAAACCCAAACCGUGCUGCCAAUGUGUUUGCAGCAUCAGUCCCUGGGGUUGCCAUUUGACAGCAAUCUUCAAAUAAAGGCACAUUCCCCCAGCCCAAGAAUAGCAUUACGUUUCCCACCAUCUCUGUCAGAAGAGCCAAAGUUAUUUCAGCUUCAUGCAGCAGCUCUUGUUCUCUCAGAUUUUAAUUGGGGUGGUGGGAGGAAAAAAGCUGAAGUUCCUCUCGGACUCCAGAGAAAAUGAGAAGUAACUCAUUAGAGUUAAUUGGCUUAAACUGGGAUAAGCCCAGAAUCCAGCCUGUUGCCAUUUAAUCCAUGCUAGGAUCUAAGUAAUCGAUAACUCCUGAUUCAUCUCUAGGAAGUGCUUCAUUAAUGCAUUCGUCUCCUUCUUGUCAUCGUUUCGUUUCUCACUGGUUUCAAGCCAUCCAUUGUUGAAAACUGACCAUUUCUGCUUGUUAACAGAAGACAUGGCAUUUUGAUUAAAGACAACAACUCACAAAGUCAGCAGCAUAAUAGUAAAAAAUUUAAAAAAAUAGAAAUCACUUUGUACAAAACACUGUAAAUAUUAAUAUAAAUUAACUUGGCAUGCAACUUAAAUAAAUCCUAUGUUAUUGCAAGUUACCCAAGUGUAUAAAGACGUGUAUAAAAGGAAAACCGAAUGCCAUAUGUAUCGGCUGUUUCCUCUAACCAAACACUACUGUAAAUAUAUAAUCUGUAUAAAAAGAUUUUAAUUUUACCAUUAUUUAUGCAAUAGAA
Messenger RNA from Lagopus muta (rock ptarmigan), 7511 nucleotides. It is a transcript of the gene CALN1, whose product is annotated as calneuron 1. Bases 398 to 1054 code for a protein of 218 amino acids. The record is from RefSeq and is a predicted model, not a curated record. The transcript is spliced from 6 exons. Gene Ontology annotation, molecular function: calcium ion binding. NCBI's taxonomy places the organism in Eukaryota, Metazoa, Chordata, Aves, Galliformes, Phasianidae.